GUUUCAGCUUUUCCGUUACAACUCCUUUCCCUCCAUAAACCCCACUCAUCUUCUUCAAACACACACACACACACUCUUCUUCUUCUUCUUCUUCAAAAACACACGCACACACACUCUGCGUAAACAUCAAAUCCAAAUUGCUUUCUUGUUGGGUAUGGCAUCGAUACCUCGUACAGUUGCAGAUAUUUUCGGAGAUUACUGCUGUCGUCGUAGAGGAUUGAUUAAUGCUUUAACCCAUGAUGUUGAUACAUUCUUUGCUCAGUGUGAUUCAGACAAAGACAAUCUCUGUCUAUAUGGAUAUCCAGAUGGAACUUGGGAAGUGACACUUCCAUCACAUGAGGUCCCACCAGUGAUUCCUGACCCCGCUCUUGGAAUCAACUUUGCAAGAAAUAAGAUGAGCCGAGACGAGUGGCUCUACCUGGUUGCAGUCCACAGUGACUCGUGGUUACUCAAUGUGGCUUUCUUCUACGCUGCAUAUCUAAAUAAAAAUCAAAGGACGCGUUUGUUUAACUUGAUUAACCGUCUGACCAAUGUGGUUGAAAAUGUAAAAAAAUGGAACGUUGUACAAAACACGCCUAGAAUAGACAAGAGUGGUGAAGCCAGCGGAAGCAAUUCCAGGAUCCCCCAAAAGAUAUCAAGUGAUGGACCGAGUAAAACCACCUCAAAAAUUGUAGAAGAUAGUCAUAUGGAGAGUGAAGAAGAACAAGAGGAGACACCAUGUGGCCGUUGUGGCGAAGUCUACCAGAAGAAUGAGUUCUGGAUCGCGUGUGACUUCUGUCCGUUAUGGUAUCAUGGCAAGUGUGUGAAUGUCACAACCACAAUGGCCGAUGAGAUAGACAAGUAUGAAUGCCCUUUGUGCGCCCUGAAACGAACCAAAGCAUAGAGUACAGAAACUGACUGGAUUUAGCGUAUACCCGUAUAGCCAUUUUGCUUCUUGUUGUUGUGAAAAGAUUAACUCAGUCAUGCUAUAGUUACUUGUAAAUCGUGAAGUGAAAGUUAGACGUUGCGUUUAUGACAAAGGAGCCAUAACCUUGAUGAAUUGUAUAGGUUAUGCUCAUUUGAAGAUUUUGGAUUUGAUUUUGAUUCAAAGUAUACUUUCUGUAGUUGUAAUAUACUAUUUCAUUUGGUCUA
Messenger RNA from Helianthus annuus (common sunflower), 1131 nucleotides. Its product is annotated as PHD finger protein ALFIN-LIKE 3. Gene Ontology annotation, biological process: regulation of DNA-templated transcription. Gene Ontology annotation, molecular function: histone binding; transcription cis-regulatory region binding; transcription coregulator activity. Gene Ontology annotation, cellular component: nucleus. Lineage: Eukaryota; Viridiplantae; Streptophyta; Magnoliopsida; Asterales; Asteraceae. The coding region runs from base 155 to 883 and encodes 242 amino acids. The record is from RefSeq and is a predicted model, not a curated record. The transcript has 5 exons.